This is a messenger RNA of Scheffersomyces amazonensis, 1829 nucleotides long. Its product is annotated as POT family-domain-containing protein. The coding region runs from base 26 to 1759 and encodes 577 amino acids. Gene Ontology annotation, cellular component: fungal-type vacuole; plasma membrane. Lineage: Eukaryota; Fungi; Ascomycota; Pichiomycetes; Serinales; Debaryomycetaceae. The record is from RefSeq and is a predicted model, not a curated record. Gene Ontology annotation, molecular function: tripeptide transmembrane transporter activity. Gene Ontology annotation, biological process: transmembrane transport; oligopeptide transport. The transcript has a single exon.
AAAAGCUUUUACGCAUUAAGGCAAAAUGUCAGAAAGUAAAAACUCCGAAAAAUUAUCUACGGCUGUAGUUCAUCUGGGUAGCGAUAGUGACCAAAAAGAACUCCCAACUAGUAAUGUAGAUAGUCACGAAACUCCUGAAGGUGGUGAACCAACCAUUGAAGAAUUAAAGUCUUUAAGACAUAUCUCAGGAAACAUUCCAAUCAGAUGUUGGUUAGUUGCUAUUGUUGAAUUGGCUGAAAGAUUCUCUUAUUAUGGUUUAUCUGCCCCAUUCCAAAACUACAUGCAGAACACUCCUGAAGAUUCUCCAAAAGGUAUCUUAGGUUUGAAUCAGAAUGGUGCUACUGCAUUAUCCUACUUCUUCCAAUUUUGGUGUUAUGUUACUCCAAUCUUUGGUGGUUGGUUAUCUGAUACCUAUUGGGGUAAAUAUAAAACAAUCACUUUUUUCUGUUGUACCUAUAUUAUUGGUAUUUUUAUCUUGUUCAUAACUUCCCUUCCUGCAAUCACUAGCAGAAAUACUGCCUUGGGAGGUUUUAUUGCUGCAAUAAUCAUCAUUGGUUUAUCCACCGGUGCUGUUAAAUCUAAUGUUUCACCUUUAAUUGCUGAUCAAAUUCCUAAAACCAAACCAGCUAUAAAAAUAUUAAAAUCAGGUGAGAGAGUUGUUGUUGAUCCUAACAUUACUAUUCAAAAUGUUUUCAUGUUCUUCUAUCUUAUGAUUAAUAUUGGUUCAUUAUCUGUUAUUGCUACUACUCAAUUAGAAGCUCAUGUCGGUUUUUGGGCUGCUUACUUAUUACCAUUCUGUUUCUUCUUCAUCGCUCUAACUGCUUUAAUCAUCGGAAGAAAUCAAUACGUCAAGGUUCCUGUUAAUGAAAAAGUAGUUAGUAAGACUUUUAGAGUUGUGAUCAUUGGAUGUAAGAGUGGUUUCAACUUGGAUGCUGCUAAGCCAUCCCUUAAUCCAGAGAAAGGAUACCCAUGGAAUGAUAAAUUUGUCGAAGAAGUUAGAAGAGCUUUCUAUGCAUGUAAGGUAUUUGUAUUUUAUCCAAUUUACUGGUUAUGUUAUGGGCAAAUGGUUAAUAACUUUAUUUCUCAAGCUGGUCAAAUGGAAUUACACGGUUUGCCAAAUGAUAUUUUACAGGCAAUAAACUCUUUGUCUAUUAUUAUUUUCAUUCCAAUCUGUGAAAGAUUUGUCUACCCUUUUAUUAGAAAAUUCACUCCAUUUAAGGCAAUCACGAAAAUCUUUUGGGGAUUCAUGUUUGCAAGUGUAGCUAUGGUCUAUGCAGCUGUUACUCAACAUUUCAUUUACCAAGCAGGUCCAUGUUAUGACCAUCCAAAGGCUUGUGCCCCUGAAUUUAAGACUGUUCCGAAUCAUAUUCAUGUUGCUAUCCAGGUUCCAGCUUAUUUCUUGAUUGCUAUGUCGGAAAUUUUUGCUUCUAUUACUGGUUUGGAAUAUGCUUAUACUAAGGCUCCAGUAACCAUGAAGGCUUUUAUAACUUCCCUUUUCUUGGUAACCAACGCAUUUGGUUCAGCUUUAGGUAUUGCUUUAUCUUCAGUUUCUACUGAUCCUAAAAUGGUUUGGACUUAUACUGGAAUUGCUGUGGCAUGCUUCAUUGCUGGUAUUUUAUUCUGGAUUAUAUACAGAGGUUUCAAUGAAAAGGAAGAAGAGCUUAAUAGAUUGGAAUAUGCAUCUGAUGAUGAAUAUGAAGCAUCAACUGGACUUAAACCAAUUGCUUCCUUAACUAGAUCCAUUAUCAGUCUUGCUUAGAGUAUUUUUUUAAAGUUAUUCAGAGAAUUAGACAAAAAAUAAUUUGUAAUAGUAUAGUUUAAUAAGAAAC